Molecule: messenger RNA, 1154 nt
Organism: Musa acuminata subsp. malaccensis (wild Malaysian banana)
Lineage: Eukaryota; Viridiplantae; Streptophyta; Magnoliopsida; Zingiberales; Musaceae
Source: RefSeq, a predicted model, not a curated record
CGGAGUUCGUAUUUUAGAAGGGUCGGUUUCGCGACUCCUCUCCUCCUCCUGCGAGUUGGGGUUGAUUUCGGCGCGGGAAAGGGCGGUGUUUCCUUCCUCUCGCUUUGGUGUUUGUGCUCGAGAUUGUGAUCGAUUUGGCAAUUACAAACAGCGGAAGAAGCUUGAUCAGAUGGAUGGGGAUCGGCGAAGACGAGCGCCCCUCAAAUCCCGUCAUCCCGAUUUGAAAGAGAAGCUUAGACAGUGUUGCUUGGAAAGAAUCAAAGAGGAGAGAAACCAAUUGCUAUGGAAGAUCAGGUCGAACAGGCAGCAAUCUCAAGAGACAGAGGACAUUGUGGAGUCAACGUUGAGGGAAAUAGUUUCUGAUGAGCUGCAGAGAAUGCAGCCAUCUUUACUUGAAAAUCAGAGAAACAUUGUUUCCAAGAACAAUGAUGUAAUAUGGGAAUUUGAUGGCCUGCAUUUGGAAAACUCAACUGAAACUGCAAGUGAAGAGCUGAUGUUGGAGAUGCAAAGACUUCUAUACGAGGACCUGAGAGAGGAGUUAAUUAAGAGAGAGCUUGAAUUUUUCGAAAAGGAAGAUGAAUACUUAGCUCAAGCAGUUUUGGAAAACAUGAAUCUUAAUGACAACCAGUUAGGCAAUCACAGCUUUGACUCCAUUGAAUGGAGCCAAUGGUGGGGGACAGUCAUUCUACUACAUCCAGUGGUACUUAAAUCCUGCUUUCGUUUAGGGUUAAGAUGGAUUGAGAGGUGCAAUGAGGAUCAAACAUGAAAACUAAUGAACAGAGCUGUGACUUACUUUGGCUAGAUCUUCCAGACCCAUUAGUUUCCUUUGCUUAGAUUCAGUGAGAACCAAAGGGUUGAUCACAGUCGUGACUAUUGGUGCUAUAUACAAUAUCCUUAAGUUCCAAGCCCCGUUGCUCGUUAGUCGUAUCUGCAAGUAGCAAUUGUUAAAUGAGAUAGUUGUUCAACCUCCUCCAAACAAGUGUGACAAAUUGAACGUUUUUGCCCUCUGUAUUUACCUCUUCUAUGCUUGAUUGUUUGUUGUUUCUUUAAGAAAGUCACAUUUCCUUCGAACUAACUGGUUCUCGUAGCUCCAAUCUUUUUAAAAUUUCACCACCUUUUUGUUGAUAUACGGGGUGUUGUUAUUGCUGAUCUCC